AGUGUGUGAAGAAGCGCAAUGGUGCUUCGGUUCGGAUUUCGGAAUGAGUAACGGAGGUAGUUGAUAGAAUCGAAGGGCCUGUUCGCUGUUCCCAUGAAAUUGACCGUAAUUUCUCCUUCCCCACGUUGUUCUUGUUCUGCUCCUUCAUCUUCCUUGUCCGUAAAGGUCAGGGCCAAGAGCCGGACGCCCGACCCAGGUUCUGGUAAGGGUUCUGACCCAACUCCUCCACGGAUUACAUCGAAUGUCAAGCAGAAUUUGCAGUUUUUAAGGUUGUGGAGGGAUUUCCAAAGACGAAAGUCCAAUACACCUAAGCCUGCUACUAGUUACCGUAGGAAGAAGGUGCAGAAGGAGGAUCUUCCAGAAGAUGUAGAGCUCUAUCGAGACCCUACCAUGACACUUUACUAUACAAACCAGGGUGUGGACAAUGCAGUCCCAGUGUUGCUUGUUGAUGGGUACAAUGUCUGUGGCUAUUGGAUGAAAUUGAAGAAGCAUUUUAUGAAUGGAAGACUCAAUAUUGCUCGCCAAAAGCUUAUCGAUGAACUGAUAACAUUCAGUAUGCUGCAAGAGGUGAAAGUGGUUUUGGUUUUUGACGCUAUGAUGUCUGGACUCCCUACCAACAAGGAGACAUUUGCUGGGAUUGAUGUAGUAUUCUCAGGUGACUCGUGUGCUGAUGCAUGGAUUGAGAAAGAGGUUAUAGCUUUGAAGGAGGAUGGUUGCCCAAAAGUCUGGGUUGUGACAUCUGAUCGUGAUCAGCAACAAGCAGCACAUGGAGCAGGGGCUUUUGUGUGGAGUUGCAAAGCACUGAUUUCAGAGAUAAAAGCUUCCCAGAAGGAGUUUGAUAGGAUGCUUCAAGAGCAAAGGUCGUUUUCUGUACAAGGGAAAUUGCUGAAGUACAAUCUUGGCCCUGAAGUAGUUGAUGCUCUCAAGGAUCUUAGGAGAAAGCUAUCUGAAAAUGAGUCGUAGUACUCUGUUCUUUUAAAGUAUAUUUUCUUCUCAUUCUUUAUCAAGCUUGUGAAUCUGCAAACCAUUUAUCAAUCAGUAGUCUGUCUUUUCUUUAUUAGUUAUGCAUACUUAACAUUGAUUUUCUCGACUAAACUAUGGUUUCUCAAUGUACAAAUUGGCUGUGCUUGUAUUAUAAAAUUCACAGAUACAAUAAUAAGUCGGUGAAUUAUGUAAAGUUCACCCCCCCCCCCCC
This is a messenger RNA of Telopea speciosissima, 1195 nucleotides long. RefSeq lists its product as uncharacterized. NCBI's taxonomy places the organism in Eukaryota, Viridiplantae, Streptophyta, Magnoliopsida, Proteales, Proteaceae. The coding region runs from base 94 to 963 and encodes 289 amino acids. The transcript has 10 exons. The record is from RefSeq and is a predicted model, not a curated record.